UUUCUUUUCGGCGGUGGACGAAGUGCCAUUGUCAGCUCGUGAAAUUAGGAGAGAAACUGAAAAGGAUAGUGUGAUGAAAAGAGUGUUGUUUUUCACACUGAACGGAUGGCCUUCACAUGUGGAUAAUGAGGCAUUGCAACCGUACUUUGUGCGCCGUCACGAAUUGUCGGUUGACCAAGGGUGUGUAACAUGGGGAAAUCGAGUGAUCAUUCCCGAAGUGUUUAGGGAAAAAGUGUUGUCCCUGUUGCACGAGGGACAUCCAGGCACCACCAGAAUGAAAAUGCUAUCACGUAGUCACGUGUGGUGGCCUUUGAUAACAUAUGAUGUCGAAAACACUGUCAAAAACUGUAGUACUUGUCAACUAACGCAGAACGCGCCACCACGUGUUCCAUUAUUAACGUGGGGUUGGCCAACGCGCAGAUGGCAAAGGGUGCACCUUGAUUUUGCAUACCGGGAUCAGAACUGGUUUUUGAUUGUCGUAGAUGCUCAUUCAAAGUGGGUAGAGGUGUUUCUAACGAGUUCUACUACGACAAAAUGUACUAUCGAAAGAUUGCGAAGUGUUUUCGCCGCGUUUGGACUACCAGAAGAGGUAGUGACAGACAAUGGACCCCAGUUUGUGGCGACAGAGUUCGUAGAGUUUCUGUCGAUGAAUGGGGUACGCCACACGAAAAGUCCUCCGUACCAUCCCGCCUCAAACGGAAGCGCGGAACGGUGUGUGCAAACCGUCAAGCGGGACCUCCUGAGGCAGGUAAUCGACGAGCAACGGACGGGUGUACCGAAAUCGAUGCAACAUCGAGUCGACCAGUUCCUGUUUGCAUACAGAAACACCCCAACUGGUACGACCGACAAAACUCCAGCCGAGCUGUUUCUCUCUUGGAAGCCUAGGACCCGUCUGAGCUUCCUUCAUCCUGAAAUGGAGAGACGCAUGAGAGAUCGCCAGCAACAAAUCAAGACAGCCGCCGACAUGAGAAGAGGCUCUUGGCGAACUUUCGAAGAAGGCGACCAAGUCCUCGUCCGGGGAUCACGUCCGACAGAUCCUGCAUGGUUGGUGGGACGUGUUAUGAAGAAAUACUACGUGCAUCGGGGCACCACCAUCGGCUCCUAUCAAGCAGAAAAAAUAAUGAAGCAGGCCAAACCAACCAUGGUGAACAAAGAAAUGGCGCAAGCGGUUUGGCGUCACGUGGGACUUGUGGUGGUCCAGAAGGAACUGAGUCCCUUCAACGUUGGCCUCGUCAUCCUCAUAGAGACAGUGCAACAUUGGGGACACCAGAACAAGGUGCAUGUUCACCAAGUCAUCACUAACAUGUCGACAACCCUGUCACAAAAGAUCCAGAACUCCCGAAAAGCUCUGAGGUGCCUGGGCUUUGAAGAUUUUUCAUCAUCAGUCCAAGUGCUUCUACUCUACAAGCACUCUCAACUGCAAAAUAAAACGAGCAAAAAUGAACUGAAAAUGCGAAUAAGACGUCAGCAGGUAAAUGCAGCAUUCGUUAUGCAUCACUCAAUGUUUAACCUGGAUUACCUGGUGCGAUAA
Ixodes scapularis (black-legged tick) is the source of this 1531-nucleotide messenger RNA. RefSeq lists its product as uncharacterized. Lineage: Eukaryota; Metazoa; Arthropoda; Arachnida; Ixodida; Ixodidae. The record is from RefSeq and is a predicted model, not a curated record. Gene Ontology annotation, biological process: DNA integration. The transcript is spliced from 4 exons. Gene Ontology annotation, molecular function: nucleic acid binding. Bases 74 to 1531 code for a protein of 485 amino acids.